Molecule: messenger RNA, 2168 nt
Organism: Dicentrarchus labrax (European seabass)
Lineage: Eukaryota; Metazoa; Chordata; Actinopteri; Moronidae
Product: nuclear factor 7, ovary-like
Exons: 2
Coding region: 392-1786 (464 amino acids)
Molecular function (GO): protein binding; zinc ion binding
Source: RefSeq, a predicted model, not a curated record
UCUAGUUUGUGUGCACACCAGUUGACAAAGGUGAACUGAGAAGAUCUGGUCUCUUCGUGUCAACAUUGUUUUCAACUUAUGUAACGUUUUUUAAGUUGUCAGAGACGAACCAGGAAACAGUUACUGUUCAGUUCUCACUGAGAAGAGAAACACAGACAGACGGUAAGAUUUACCUUUAAUACAAAGCUGUGACUUCAACUGAGGGAGGAAAGUUACAGGAGGAAGUAGUUAAGUAUACUGAAGUAGUGAAGUACUUCAACCUGCUGCGGACUGAAAAAACACUCAAGACACAAGGUUUAAGUAACUGGGGCAACUUUCUACAGCAGGGUGGAGAAACACAAGUGACUUCCUGUUUUAUCGUGCUGUGUUUCCAGAUUCACUCAGACACAAUAUGGAUUCCAGAUUAGAGGAGGAUCUCUGCUGUCCAGUCUGUCAUGACGUCUUUAGAGAUCCUGUCGUUCUGUCAUGUAGCCACAGCUUCUGUAAAGACUGUCUGAAGAGCUGGUGGAGACAGAAACAAACCAGUGAGUGUCCAGUCUGUAAGAGAAGAUCUUCAAAGGAACGCCUACCGUGUAACCUGGUGUUAAAGAACCUUUGUGAGGCAUUCCUACAGGAGAGAGAUCCGAGAGCUUCAGAGGCUCUCUGCAGUCUGCACUCUGAGAAACUCAAACUCUUCUGUCUGGACCAUCAGCAGCCAGUGUGUCUCAUCUGCAGAGAUUCAAAAAAACACAACAACCACAGAUUCAGACCCAUCGAUGAAGCAGCAGGACAACACAAGAAGGAACUUCAGGAAACUCUGGAGGCCUUAAAGGAGAAGUUAAAGGUAUUUGAACAAGUUAAAGAGGAGUUUGAUCAAACAGUAGAACACAUUAACGCCCAGGCCCGACGCACAGAGAGUCAGAUUAAAGAACACUUUAUGAAGCUUCGCCAGUUUCUAGAUGAGGAAGAGGAGGCCAGGAUUGCUGCACUGAGGGAGGAAGAGGAGCAGAAGAGUCGGAUGAUGAAGGAGAAGACAGAGGCUCUGAGUAGAGAGAUAGCAGCUCUUUCAGACACAAUCAGAGCCACAGAGGAGGAGGUAAGAGUUGAAGAUGUCUCAUUCCUGAACAACUACAAGGCUGCAGUGGAAAGAGUCCAGCAGCGCCUCCUGCUGAAGGAUCCGCAGCUGCUCUCAGGAGCUCUGAUAGACGAGGCAAAACACCUGGGCAACCUGACCUUCAACAUCUGGAACAAGAUGAAGGAGAUGGUCUCUUACAGUCCUGUGAUUCUGGAUCCAAACACUGCUCGUCCAGAACUGAUACUGUCUGAAGAUCUGACCAGUGUGAGAGGAGGAGAGGAGCAGCAGCUUCCUGACAAUCCAGAGAGGUUUGAUUAUUUUCCUAUCGUCCUGGGAUCUGAGGGCUUUAACUCAGGGACUCACAGCUGGGAUGUCGAGGUUGGAGACAGUACAGGCUGGUUACUGGGUGUGUUAGCAGAGUCUGUCCAGAGGAAGGGACUUAAACUGUCUGGACUAUGGACAAUAGGGUUCUAUGAAGGCAAAUACUCAGCAGAGUCACCGCCAGCUUCAUCCACUGUUCUCCGUGUGCAGAAGAAGCUCCAGAGGAUCAGAGUGAAUCUGGACUGGAACAGAGGAAAGCUGUCAUUCUCUGAUCCUGAUACUAACACACACAUACACACCUUCACACACACUUUCACAGAGAGGACGUUUCCAUACCUUGGCACUGUGGACAAACUCCCACUGAAGAUAUUACCAGUGAAAGUCUGUGUGACAGUUGAACGUAACAGUUAAUGUUGGUUAUUUCUUAAAGGGAAGAGUCACAUCUCAUCUGCUUCUGUCUCAUUAUACUAAAAAUAUGUUCAUCUUUGUUUGUGCGUGUGCAACAGCAACCGCUUUGUGGGAGCUAAUGGAUCCAAAAAAAUUAAAAAGAAUCAACUCACCAAUAACUGCAUGUUGAGCAGCCAAAUUGUUUAAAUAUAUAUUAAAUGUGUUUUAAGACAUCCAACAUCAUGGAUGUACGUCAUUUGAUAACAUGUCUAAGGUAGACAUAUUCAUGAUUUCAAACUGUAUGUAACGUUGGUGAUUUCAGAAUUCAUUAACAUGAACAUUAAUGCUGAAUGUACAUUCGCUCCUGUUUUUCAUCAACAUAAUAAAAUAAUGUCCUUUCUCUCCA